AACAUGCCAAACGUUCGCGAUCAUGACGCCUCGGUGUAUCUCCGUCUCCAAGGCGAUGCCCUUUCCGUGGGUGGAUAUGAGUCAAACCCCAUCUUCUGGGAGGAGGUAUCGGAAAAGUUUGCUUUUGGCCUCUUUGAUCUGGACUGGGAUGUUUUCAUGCAACACAUCGAAGGUGCCAUCAACAGAGUACCGGUGCUGGAGAAAACAGGCAUUAAAUCCACCGUCUGCGGGCCAGAGUCGUUCACGGCUGACCACAAGCCACUCAUGGGGGAAGCUCCAGAGGUCCGAGGCUUCUUCCUUGGCUGUGGCUUCAACAGCGCCGGGAUGAUGCUGGGAGGCGGCUGCGGGAGGGAGCUGGCCCACUGGAUCAUCCACGGGCGGCCGGAGAAGGACAUGUACGGCUAUGACAUCAGGAGGUUUCACCACUCCCUCACCGACAACAACCGCUGGAUCCGGGAGCGGAGCCACGAGUCCUACGCCAAGAACUACUCCGUUGUCUUCCCCCACGACGAGCCGCUGGCGGGGCGCAACGUGAGGAAGGACCCCCUGCACGAGGAGCUGCUGCGACAGGGCUGUGUUUUCCAGGAGCGGCAUGGCUGGGAGAGGCCCGGCUGGUUCAGCCCCGGGGGAGCAGACCCUGUCCUGGAUUACGACUACUACGGCGCGUACGGCCAGGAGCGCCACAGGGAUUACACCUACAACCGGCUGCUGGGGGACGAGUACACCUUUGACUUCCCCCCCCACCAUGAUAUCAUCAAGAAUGAAUGCUUAACGUGCAGAAAUGCCCUGGCGCUCUUCGACAUGUCUUAUUUUGGGAAAUUCUACCUGGUUGGUCCUGAAGCAACCAAAGCAGCGAACUGGCUGUUUACUGCCGACGUGAGCAAAGCACCAGGCUCGACCGUGUACACCUGCAUGUUGAACAAGCGGGGCGGCGUGGAGAGCGACCUGACUGUCAGCCGGAUCAGCCCCGGGGACCCGGCCUCCCCCCUGGCCCCCACCUUCGAAGGGGACGGCUACUACCUGGCUAUCGGCGGGGCCGUGGCUCAGCACAACUGGUCGCACAUCACCACCGUGCUGCAGGACAUGAAGCUCCAGUGCAAACUCCUCGACUGCUCGGAGGAGCUGGGCAUGAUGAGCAUCCAGGGACCCCUGAGCCGCGUCGUCCUCCAAGAAGUGCUCGACACCGACCUCAGCAACGAAGCUUUCCCCUUCUCCACGCACAAACUUGCCACGGCUGCAGGAUGCACGGUCCGUGCCAUGAGGUUGUCGUUCGUCGGUGAGAUGGGCUGGGAGCUGCACGUGCCCAAGGCGGAUUGCGUGAAGGUUUACCAGGCGGUGAUGCAGGCGGGUGCCCGGCACGGCAUUACCAACGCUGGCUACAGAGCCAUCGACAGCCUCAGCAUCGAGAAAGGGUACAGGCACUGGCACGCAGACCUGCGCCCUGACGAUACCCCGCUAGAAGCAGGCUUAGCCUUCACCUGCAAGCUCAAGUCCGGCAUCCCCUUCCUGGGCCGGGAGGCUGUGGAGGUUCAGAAAGCCAAGGGCAUCUUCCGCCGCCUCGUCUGCUUCACCACCGAGGAGAAGGUGCCGAUGUUUGGCCUGGAGGCGGUCUGGCGGGACGGCAACCGUCGGGCAGACUUCGGAUUUGCCAUCGACAAAACCAUCGCCUACGGCUACAUCCGUGACCCCGCAGGGGGCCCG
Molecule: messenger RNA, 1701 nt
Organism: Balearica regulorum gibbericeps (East African grey crowned-crane)
Lineage: Eukaryota; Metazoa; Chordata; Aves; Gruiformes; Gruidae
Source: RefSeq, a predicted model, not a curated record